This is a messenger RNA of Neoarius graeffei (lesser salmon catfish), 2883 nucleotides long. It is a transcript of the gene slc27a6, whose product is annotated as solute carrier family 27 member 6. Bases 118 to 1989 code for a protein of 623 amino acids. Gene Ontology annotation, molecular function: long-chain fatty acid transmembrane transporter activity; long-chain fatty acid-CoA ligase activity. The transcript is spliced from 10 exons. NCBI's taxonomy places the organism in Eukaryota, Metazoa, Chordata, Actinopteri, Siluriformes, Ariidae. The record is from RefSeq and is a predicted model, not a curated record.
GUCACGUGACGUGCAGUGCGUUUCAUAAAUAUGAGCCGCCAGCACGAACCAGCAUCCAGGAUGAGUGUGUUGACUGGUGAACUGAACCGGUGUCGUUAAAAAGUUUCCGUGUUAGUCAUGGUUUUCUCGGUGGCUUGGUUGGCCGCAGUGCUCACGGGGAUCUUGUCGGUGCACGUCGCCCAGCGCCUGUGGUUCCCGUUGUUCUGGAAGGACUUCUUCUUCUUACUGAGAGUCAUCCAGUUCGGACUUCGUCUGGAGUUCUACAGGAGGAGAUCAAAAGUGGUGACUGUGGUGGACCGUUUCGUGCAACAGGCGCAGCGGAUCCCGGACAAGCCCUUGCUGAUCUAUGAAGGUUGCGCGUUCACGUACCGGGAGAUUGACGCGCGGAGUAACCGUGUGGCGCGCGCGCUGCAGCGGCACAGCUCCUUGAAGAAAGGCGACAUUGUAGCGCUGCUCAUGAACAACGAGCCCGACUUCCUGUGCGUGUGGUUCGGGCUCAACAAACUGGGCUGCGCAGUGGCCUUUCUCAACACGAACAUCAAAUCCAGGUCUCUGUUACACUGUUUCAACUCAUGCGGGGCCAAACUGCUGGUGGUUGGGGCGGACCUGUUGGACACCUUGGAGGACGUCCUGCCUAAUCUGCAGGAGGACAAUAUUUCAGUGUGGACAAUGAAGCAGGAUGUCUUCCAUCCAGGGGUCCACUGCCUGUUGGACAAACUAGAGGAGGUGUCAUGUGAGCCAUUGCCUGCUGAGCUCAGAUCAGCCACCUCUCUUAAAGCUGCCACACUUUAUAUCUUCACUUCAGGGACCACAGGGUUACCCAAGGCUGCUGUGAUCUCUCACCUCCAGUCUCUCAAGGGCUCAGGUGGGUUCUGGGCAUUCGGUGGCACUGCAGAGGAUGUGAUUUACACACCGCUACCUCUCUACCACAGCGCAGCUUCUCUCGUAGGCAUUGGCGGCACUAUAGAACUGGGUGCAACUUGUGUUUUGAAGAAGAAAUUUUCCGCCUCACAAUUUUGGAACGAUUGCCGAAAGUACAACGUUACCAUCUUCCAGUACAUCGGGGAGCUGUGCCGCUAUCUGUGCAAUCAACCCAAGGCAGAGAAUGAUAAGAAUCAUAAAGUGAAAAUGGGUGUCGGAAACGGCCUUCUCCAGGAUGUCUGGAAAGAAUUCCACAGUCGUUUUGGAGAGAUCCGGAUGUGUGAGAUAUAUGGCUCCACCGAGGGGAACCUCUGCUUCUUGAACCAUACUGGCAGGAUUGGAGCAGUCGGUCGUUCCAACUUCAUCUACAAGCUCCUGUUUCAGUAUGACUUGGUGAAAUACAACCUGGUAAAAGGUGAACCUGUGAGAGAUGAACAGGGUUUCUGUCAGCGGGUUAAGAAAGGUGAGAUGGGAUUGCUGUUGUCCAAAAUCAAUUAUCAAAGUCCAUUCUUUGGCUAUGCUGGGAGCAAACAGCUAACUGAGAAAAAGCUCAUGAGGGAUGUGUUUAAGAAAGGAGACAUCUAUUUCAAUACCGGAGACCUGAUGGCUGAGAACCAGAACGAUUUCAUCAGCUUUAAGGACCGAGUGGGUGACACUUUCAGAUGGAAGGGUGAAAACGUCGCCACCACUGAGGUGACGGAGUUUCUUGGACUGAUGGACUUUAUUCAGGAAGUCAGUGUGUAUGGAGUGGAGGUUCCAGGCCACGAGGGUCGAGCUGGCAUGGCUUCAUUGAUCAUUAGGCCUGGCUGUGUGUUUGAUGGGAAGAAGCUGUUUGAGAACGUCAUGGACAAUCUACCAGCCUAUGCUCGCCCUCUCUUCAUCAGAAUACAGGAGUCUAUGGAGAUGACUGGCACGUUCAAGCAGCAGAAGUUCAGUCUAGUGAAGAGCGGCUUCAACCCUGCCACCAUCUCUGACCCGCUCUACUACUUAGACUAUAAAGAGAAAUGCUACAUUCCCCUCACAAACUCCAUUUAUGACAGCAUAGCAUCGGGCCUGCGAAGGCUCUAGACCAUAAUUGGCUAAAGGCUCUGUUAUACUGACAAACCAAUUGGACAAAGGAAGAUCUUGAAUGCACCCAAUUCUUUUGUACUGUUGUAUUUGAUUGGACCAUGUUGAAUAAUGGAUUACUUCCUAUUUUGUGAACAUCUCACAGAGACAGUAUCAGUUAAUAAUGAAUUAGAGGGUUUUAAUGACUUGAGUGACCUUUUGCGGAAAGCAAGGAGACUGAUUGCUGCAACGGAGCUGAAUGAGACGCCGGAUUCUCACCAGUGCCCACCUGGUAUCGGGUUCUGGUGCCUCCUCAGUCUGUCUGGAACAGUUUAAAAGGCCAGGUGACUCUUAUCCCUAAUAAUACCACUACGUCACCCUUCACCAUCAUCUCCUUGACUCUCUCUGCUCACCUGCGUUCCUCUGCUGUGAGGAAUGUCAGUGGAGAUCAAUACAGGAAAUGAACACAACUGCUGCCAUCACCAUGAAAUUGAAUUUCGCUUUAGAUGUAAAGCAUUGCUAUAUUUAAAACUGCAGUCUGUAAUUACAUACCGCUCGAGAUUGAUACGGAAAAAUGUUUGUCUUUGGAAAUGCUUCCUUUCAGAUGCAGCAAGAGCCAAGAUCAUGAGCAGUCAUAUAGAUUUUUUUUUUAUUCCAUCUUUUGCAGUGAUAUUUCAUCUCAUCUCAUCUCAUUAUCUCUAGCCGCUUUUAUAAUUAUUAUAUAUUUUUUUUAACUGGUCAUCGAGAGUUCUGUUUGUGAAAAUUUUUAGGCCAACAUGUUCUUAAUGCUUCUUACAGUUGUCAUGCAAAUGUUCAAUUUACACACAUCAUAAUAUCAUGACUACUGACAGGUAAAGUGAAUUACAUUGAUUGUGUUGUUACUGUACAGUGGUUCCUGUCAAGGGGUGAGAUAUA